GUCAGGAGUCAAAGAAAUUACUUGUCUUCAUAUUAUUUGCUUUAUAGGAGUAAGCAAACUGGCCAGAGGCUGAUUUGUUCAGUUGCCACAGAGAACAUACCAAAGCAAGUUGAGGACUCCAAAAUGGAUACUCCAAAAGAAAUCUUUUUGAAGGAUUACAAGAUGCCGGAUUAUUACUUUGACACGGUGGAUUUGAAAUUUUCGUUGGGCGAGGAAAAAACAAUUGUUACUUCGAAUAUAACUGUCUUCCCUAGGGUUGAAGGUUCCUCUUCUCCCUUGGUUUUGGAUGGAGUAGAUCUAAAGCUUGUUUCAAUCAAGACCAAUGGUAUUGAACUAAAGGAGGGUGAAUAUUGGUUAGAUUCUUGCCAUCUAACACUUACAUCACCACCUCGUGGUACAUUUACUGUGGAAAUUGUCACUGAGAUUUAUCCUCAGAAAAAUACUUCAUUAGAGGGGCUUUACAAGUCAUCUGGGAAUUUCUGCACACAAUGUGAAGCAGAGGGUUUUCGUAAAAUUACAUUUUAUCUGGACCGCCCUGAUAUAAUGGCGAAAUACACAUGCCGUAUUGAAGCUGAUAAGUCAUUAUACCCUGUAUUGUUGUCUAAUGGAAAUCUCGCAGAACAUGGAGAUCUUGAGGGUGGUAGGCAUUAUGCACUCUGGGAGGAUCCCUUCAAGAAACCUUGCUACUUGUUUGCCUUAGUUGCAGGAAAGUUGGAGAGCAGAGAUGAUAAAUUUGUGACCCAGUCAGGUCGGCAAGUGUCUCUAAGGAUCUGGACUCCACCAGAAGACCUACCCAAGACUGCACAUGCAAUGUAUUCACUUAAGGCAGCGAUGAAGUGGGAUGAGGAUGUUUUCGGUCUGGAAUAUGACCUGGAUCUCUUCAAUAUUGUGGCUGUUCCAGAUUUUAACAUGGGAGCCAUGGAAAACAAAAGUUUGAAUAUCUUCAAUUCAAGGCUUGUCUUGGCGUCUCCAGAAACUGCUUCUGAUGCAGAUUAUGCUGCAAUCUUGGGGGUUAUUGGCCAUGAGUAUUUCCACAACUGGACUGGCAACAGAGUGACAUGUCGUGAUUGGUUCCAGCUCAGCUUAAAGGAGGGUCUCACUGUCUUUCGGGAUCAGGAAUUCUCAUCUGACAUGGGAAGCCGUACUGUAAAGCGGAUUGCUGAUGUUUCAAGGCUUCGUAAUUCACAGUAUCCACAGGAUGAUGGUCCUAUGGCUCAUCCCGUUCGACCACAUUCUUACAUUAAGAUGGACAACUUCUACACAGUGACUGUUUAUCAAAAGGGAGCUGAAGUUGUUAGGAUGUACAAAACUCUACUUGGGAGUCAAGGCUUCCGGAAGGGAAUGGAUCUAUAUUUUAAGAGACAUGAUGGGCAAGCUGUAACCUGUGAAGACUUUUUUGCUGCCAUGCGAGAUGCAAAUGAUGCAGAUUUUGCUAAUUUCCUAUUGUGGUACUCCCAAGCAGGUACUCCUCGUGUGAAAGUCACUUCUUCCUACAAUGCUGAAACUAAUGCUUAUUCUUUGAAGUUCAGUCAAGAGGUACCACCAACCCCCAGGCAGCCAGUGAAAGAGCCCAUGUUCAUUCCUGUAUCAGUAGGUCUGCUGGACUCAAGUGGCAAGGACAUGCCACUCUCGUCUGUGUAUCAUGAUGGCACAAUGCAGCCCAUUGCAGGCAACAAUGAACCAGUCUACACUACAGUUCUUCGAGUAACCAAGAAAGAAGAAGAAUUUGUGUUCUCUGAUAUACCGGAGCGGCCAAUUCCAUCUCUCUUGCGGGGUUUUAGUGCUCCCAUCCGUCUUGAAUCUGAUCUAUCUGAUACUGAUCUGUUUUUCCUGCUUGCUCAUGAUUCGGAUGAGUUCAACCGUUGGGAAGCUGGGCAACUAUUGGCAAGGAAACUGAUGCUGAGCUUGGUGGCUGAUUUUCAACAAAACAAACCAUUGGUUCUGAAUCCAAAGUUUGUGCAUGGCCUCAGAAGUAUACUUUGUGAUUCAAGCUUGGAUAAAGAAUUCAUUGCAAAGGCUAUAACUCUACCUGGUGAAGGAGAGAUUAUGGACUUAAUGGAAGUUGCAGAUCCAGAUGCUGUACAUGCUGUUCGAACUUUUAUUCGGAAGCAGCUUGCAUCAGAACUGAAAGCAGAGUUUCUGAGCACAGUUGAAAAAAAUCGGAGUACUGAAAAGUAUGUCUUUAAUCAUGCUAAUAUGGCCAGGCGUGCUCUGAAGAAUACUGCUCUAACAUGCCUUGCAUCACUUGGAUAUCCAGAGAUUACAGAACUUGCGAUGCAUGAAUAUAGAACUGCCACAAAUAUGACAGACCAAUUUGCAGCUUUGGCAGCACUAGACCAGAUUCCUGGUAAAACUCGUGAAGAUGCUUUAGAUGAUUUCUACAGCAAGUGGCAGCAUGACUAUUUGGUUGUGAAUAAAUGGUUUGCCCUUCAAGCUGUGUCUGAUGUUCCUGGUAAUGUUGAGCAUGUCCGUAAACUUUUAAACCAUCCAGCGUUUGACAUGCGUAAUCCAAAUAAGGUAUACUCACUCAUCGGAGGAUUUUGUGCUUCCCCUGUGAAUUUCCACGCUAAGGAUGGCUCCGGCUAUAAAUUCUUGGGAGAAAUUGUUGUCCAACUAGACAAACUGAAUCCUCAGGUGGCAUCCCGAAUGGUGUCAGCCUUCUCAAGAUGGAGGCGCUUCGAUGAAACACGCCAAAAGCUGGCCAAGGCACAACUGGAGGUGAUAAUGUCGACCAAUGGGCUGUCGGAGAAUGUGUUCGAAAUUGCCUCAAAAAGCUUAGCUGCUUUAAACCCUUGAUCACUGUCCAUGAUAGCUGUUAUAUGAGAAUUGAAUAAAUUGAUUAGCCCACAUUUUGUGUGAUGAACAUGGAAUGGCUACAUCCCUUAAUCGACUGUGUGUGUUGUGAAAUGCAGUCGUUUUAGUGUAAAAAAAUCUUCUACGCGUGGGAUACCUUACUUGCCCCGGACCUUAGCAUUGAGUCGGGCUGGCACAGUUUGUCGCACGAUGGGCUGUGCCAAAUCUGGUGUGGCUUGGCCCGGGAUGACCAUCACUGAUUCUUGGCAGGGGCAACGCCGGAAUCGAUGGUUUAAAAAACCAGAUCGCAUUGGCUGAUCGGACUGGUUGAACUAUUAAUUGUUAGUUAAACCGGUUCUAAUUUUGCAAUUAAAGCAUAUUAAAUUGGAUUAAA
Molecule: messenger RNA, 3187 nt
Organism: Mangifera indica (mango)
Lineage: Eukaryota; Viridiplantae; Streptophyta; Magnoliopsida; Sapindales; Anacardiaceae
Product: puromycin-sensitive aminopeptidase-like
Exons: 31
Coding region: 124-2796 (890 amino acids)
Biological process (GO): proteolysis
Cellular component (GO): chloroplast
Molecular function (GO): metallopeptidase activity; zinc ion binding
Source: RefSeq, a predicted model, not a curated record